AUGGCGGAGGCAGACGACAGUGGAGUGCCGCUGAGUAGCGAGGCGCAGGACGCCAAGGAGGCGAUGCAGCAGCAACUUGUGCGCAAGAUGGCGCUCAAGAUGCUGGCGGAGGCCGAGGAGAGGGAGCGAGAGAGAAGGAUUCGUGAGGCAGGCGAGCCGGGUGCAGAGGCCGACACCGUCCGUCAGCGAGCGCUGGAGCAGAUAGUCACUGUGCAGGAAGAUCUCGUACGAGCUCUGAACCGCAUGAAAGUAAAGGAGGCAGAGGAGGUGGAACAGGCACAGAGAGUGACUCAAGAUAAGAAAUAUGCAGUUCACGAUGAGCUCGUGCGCAAGGCAAUAGCACAGGAGGUGAAGCAGCAAGUUGAGGAGGAGAGAGAGAGACAGAUCACUGAGAGCAACGACCCAACCUCUCCCCUGAACCAAGAGAGAAACAAGACUUAUGAUCGUCUGGUGUUGGUGCAGGAAGACUUGCUGCACCAUGUCAGAGGAAUGAUGGCAGAUGCGGCCAUGGAAGAGGAACAACAGCGGAGGAUUGUAGAAGACAAUAAACAGGUCGUCCAUGAGCAGCUAGUACAGGCUGUUGGGAAGAAGCAGGCCCUGGCAGAGCAGGAGGUGGAGAGGAAGCGGAGGAUCAGCGAGAGUAUUUCAGAGGAGGACACCAAGAGGAGGAUCGACAUAGCUCUCAAGAUGGUGGAUGUUCAGAAGGAGCUGUUGGCUGCACAUCCACCCAUUAAAGCAAUCCAUGGGACACUGUCGCAGCAGGUUCUGGAGGAGGCAAAGGCGGUGAUGCAAGAACAGCUGCUUCGAAAAGCAGCUCAGAAAAAAGCUGAUAAAAUGGCAGAUGCUGAGCAACAAAGGAGAAUUUCAGAAGGAGAGGACAGCAAGAGCUCUGCCUUCUCCGAGGUGAAAGGAGACGUGUUGUCUGAGAUAUAUCAGAAGGCGGCUAUUCGAGAGGCAAAGCAGCUGGCAGACGCGACUCAGGCAGAGUACAUCCAAGCAGAGCAGAAGACGAGGACUGGGGAAGAAGUGGUGAGGAAGAUACACCAGAAAGAGGUCGAUAAAGCCAUGGAUAGAGAGAGGGAGGAGAGGGUGGAAGAGAUGAAGACAAAACCUCCACAUUUCGUCUCCAAGAGCCUCAAGAAGGAAAUCACCCAGCACUGAGACUCUGCCCACUUCAGGGGUCUGGUUUAGACCAGCCUAAAACGGACAGUGUUAGCCAUAUGUCUAUGUAGCCAUAGAUCAUCGUUUUACGUAAGAGUGUAAACUGUAGAGAUUAUACAAGUAAAUUCUUCACAGUAAGCAACAUUUACUGCAAGAUCUUAUACUGUAUACCCCUGUAAUCUGCAAGGAAACUGUGUUUUGGGUUAAAUAGAAAUUGUGUUCUUGGGGA
This is a messenger RNA of Geodia barretti, 1390 nucleotides long. Lineage: Eukaryota; Metazoa; Porifera; Demospongiae; Tetractinellida; Geodiidae. The record is from the annotation of a GenBank genome assembly.